Messenger RNA from Zootoca vivipara (common lizard), 4281 nucleotides. Lineage: Eukaryota; Metazoa; Chordata; Lepidosauria; Squamata; Lacertidae. The record is from RefSeq and is a predicted model, not a curated record.
AGGCCCUGGGGCCUGGAUCUCGGUGUCCAGACUGAAUGAUUGAUGCUACUGAAUAAGGACGCUUCUUUAGCAUUUCAUCAGUUUGCCUUUUUAUUCCAUCAGCACAUGUUGAAGGGAUGCUAGCAGAAGGGGAGCAAUCAGAAGUGUCACCAAAAGGAUCCACAGAGGAUGAGGAGGAGCAAAGUAAUCUGAGGGUUCAAGAUGGAGGCAGCAGGCAAGAGGGGAGGCGAAAGCAAAAGCCGGAGGGUGACUCCGGGACGUCUCAGGGUGGUGAGAAUCAAAUUCACAGAGAGGAGAAAAAGCAUGUAUGCACCGUGUGUGGAAAGAGAUUGGGUAGUCGCUCAGCUCUUACCUUGCAUCAAAGACUACACACAGGAGAGAAACCAUAUAUAUGUUCUGAGUGUGGAAAGAGCUUCAGUCACAGUAGUGGCCUUACAUCGCAUCAACGAACUCAUACAGGGGAGAAACCUUACAAAUGUUUGGACUGUGGAAAGAGCUUCAGUCACAGUAGUGUCUUUAUCUUGCAUCAAAGAACUCAUACAGGGGAGAAACCAUAUAAAUGUUCAGAGUGUGGAAAGAGCUUCAGACAGAGUGGUGGUCUUACUUCGCAUCAAAGAACUCAUACAGGAGACAAACCUUAUACAUGUUCAGAGUGUGGAAAGAACUUCAGUCGGACUACUUCCCUUACCACGCAUCAAAGAUCGCAUACAGGGGAGAAACCGUAUACAUGUUCAGACUGUGGAAUGAGCUUCAGUCACAGUAGCCAGCAUAAGUCACACCAACGGAUUUAUACAGGGGAGAAACCGUAUACGUGUUUGGAGUGUGGAAAGAGCUUCACUCGCAGCAAUGCACUUACUAGACAUCAACAAACUCAUCGAGGCAGCAAACCUUAUAAAUGCUGGGAAUGUGGCAAGAGCUUCAGUCGCUUUGACUCCCUUUCCUCGCAUCAAAGAAUUCAUAUAGGGGAGAAACGAUAUACAUGUUUGGAGUGUGGAAAUAGUUUCAGCCACAGUUGCAGCCUUACCUUGCAUCAAAGACUGCACACAGGAGAGAAACCUUAUAAAUGUUUGGAGUGUGGAAAGAGCUUCUGCCGCGGUAGCCAACUGACAUUGCAUCAAAGAACUCAUACAGGAGAGAAACCGUAUACAUGUUUGGAGUAUGGAAAAAGCUUCAGUUGCAGUAGCUCCCUUAAGUCUCAUCAAAGAACUCAUACAGGAGAGAAACCAUAUACAUGUUCGGAGUGUGGAAUGAGCUUCAGUUGCAGUAGCUCCCUUAAGUCGCAUCAAAGAACUCAUACAGGAGAGAAACCAUAUACAUGUUCGGAAUGUGGAAAAAGCUUCAGUUGCAGUAGCGGCCUUACGUUGCAUCAAAGAACUCAUACAGGAGAGAAACCGUAUACAUGUUCGGAGUGUGGAAAAAGCUUCAGUUGCGGUAGCUCCCUUACGUUGCAUCAAAGAACUCAUACAGGAGAGAAACCAUAUACAUGUUUGGAGUGUGGAAAGAGCUUCAGGUGCAGUAGUCACCUUACUAGACACCAAAUAACUCAUAAAGGGAGGAAAUCUUAGAAAUGUUUGGUGUAUGGGAAGAACUUCAGUGACAGGCUCCCCUCUAAACAGCAAAGAACUCCUACAAGGGAAACAUUAGAAAUGGUAGGAGUGUGGGAAGAUCUUUAAUCAUAUCAAAUAACUCCUACAGAGAGUAAGCCAAUGAUUGUGUUUAGAAUUAGAAUUUGCUUCCAUUACAAUUUUUUUUCCUUUAGUGGCUGGGUUGCAAAUUGUUCCCCUGAUCAGAAUUAAAAAAUUCCUUCAGUAGCACCUUAAAAGACCAACUAAAUUUUUAUUUUGGUAUGAGCUUUCGUGUGCAUGCACACUUCUUCCAUACAUCACUACUGGGAAAACCAUAGCUUUAACUAUACGGACCUUUGUCGGCACACUUCUUCAGAUACCUUUUCUUCAGAUACCUGCACACGAAAGCUCAUACCAAAAAAAAACCUUAGUUGGUCUUUAAGGUGCUACUGAAGGAAUUUUUUUAUUUUGCUUCGACUCAGACCAACAUGGCUACCUACCUGUAACCCCUGAUCAGAGUUAGAUUUCCCCCCCAAAAUUUUCAUGGCUUCACAAUUUGCAUAAAUUUUACAUCUCUACUCAUGCCCCUUUCAUUGCUGCCUUGUUAGAAACUGUCCUCUGGUCCUCCCAUAUGUCUGUCGUUCACUAAAUUGCUUGCACUUCCCAUUACAAAGCACAAGCCAUUCCUGGGCAGAGAGCUGCUGUACCCCAGAGCUCCCCCCCCCCAAAAAAAUUCAACCUCAUCCAGCAGGCAAUGCUAAGAACUGAAUUCUGUUUAAAUGCAGUUUUUAAGACGUGGGUGGUGCUGUGGUCUAAACCACAGAGCCUAGGCCUUGCCAAUCGGAAGGUUGGUGGUUUGAAUCCCUGCGAUGGGGUGAGCUCCCGUUGCUCGGUCCCUGCUCCUGCCAACCUAGCCGUUCGAAAGCAUGUCAAAGUGCAAGUAGAUAAACAGGUACCACUCCUAUGGGAAGGUAAACAGCAUUUCCGUGCGCUGCUCUGGUUUGCCAGAAGCGGGUUAGUCAUGCUAGCCACAUGACCCGGAAGCUGUACGCCAGCUCCCUCGGCCAGUAAAGCGAGAUGAGCACCGGAAGCCCAGAGUUGUUUGCGACUGGACUUAACAGUCAAGAGUCCGUUUACCUUUACCUUUAAGAUAUAUUUGCACAGAAAUGUUAAAAAAUGCCUGUGUUAGGAAAACAAUUUCCUUAAGAUACCCUAGUGCAGGCUUUCCCAAGCUUGGGUCUCUAGCUGUUUUUGGACUACAAUUCCCAUAAUCCCUUAUGACUGCUAACUGGGGGUGAUGGGAGUUGUAGUCCAGAAAGAACUGGCGAUCCAAGUGUGGGAAUCCUGCUCUAGUGAAAGGUGAGGAUACGGACAUGAACUUUGCUGAUUAAAUUGUAGAUUGCCUCCCCCCCCCCACCAGUCAAUUCCACAAGCACACAGUGCAACAGGAUUGAGUGUGGGGGGGGAGCCUGGUUAAUUUCAUUGUACACAGGUUGUGCAUUGACAAUAAAGGUAUUGUUAUUAUUAUCUUUCAUAGCUCUGAUAAGAGAGUUCAGGGAGCAAACGGCCCUCUUACUCUGAUGCCUUCGCUCCCCCUGCCUUGCUGAGCUUGUGUGUGUCUGCUUCCUUGCAGCUAAGGGAUCUGCUGUUGCUCAGGCUCAUGCCGCUAUCUUUGCUGCCUUGUUAGAAGCUGCCCACUGGUGCCCCCCACUCACCCCCAUAUGUGUGUCAUUCACUAUAAGGUUUGCACAAGCCAUUUCUCGCCACUGGCAGAGAACCUGCCCAGACCCCAAUGUGUCUGUCUGGUGCUCUGCCACUUCUUGUGCCAAAGAUUGCCCAUUUUCCCACUAGACACAUGGGCAAGAGGGGAAGAAGGCAAGCAAAUCCUUAAGAUCCCGACAGGAACGCCAGGACAAGAUCUCAAAGCAGCUGUUUUAUUACAGAAAAAUUUACAGACUGGAAAGAGAAGUUGCUGAAUUGCAACUCAUUAGCAAGCUUAAAACCAUGGAGCCAUCUGGAAUGAACAAAGACAUAGGAUUCUUAUCUCAUUAUACAUGAUCAAGCUUUCCUUAGCACCUCAGCCCUUGCUUUGCCCCCGCAAGACCAAUUGCAGUCAUUAACAGUCGUUAACAGUCAUCAACAGGUUUACCACUCCUAUCAGCCCAUCACCCAUUCCCAUUCCCAUCACCCCCACCCUCUGAAUAUACAUAAGGGUCUGGUGGCUUCUGUUUCAGUGUAUCUGAUGAAGUGUGCAUGCACACGAAAGCUCAUACCAAAAUAAAAACUAAGUUGGUCUUUAAGUUGCUACUGAAGGAAUUUUUUUAAUUUUGUUUCGACUCAGACCAACACGGCUACCUACCUGUAACUAGUCAUUUUAAGUUUUUUUUACUAAUAAUUUAAUUGUUUUAUUUUUCCUGAACUAUGGAUUUUUCAAAAAUGUAUAUGUAUAGUAAAGUUGCAUGUAAAUCUUACGGAACAAAAUAAUAAAUGCCUACAAAAGAUGUCAUAGCAAAACAAGCAUGCAAUUCCUAAGAGGCCAUUUACAACUCGUUUCAGUGCAGGUUUUCUGAGGAGUCAGUCCCACUGUUCCCAACAGGUGCUUAAUCUCAGGGGAAGGCAGAUAAAUUCAGUUUUGGGAUUCCCUGUGGGAAUGUUCAGGGAUGGGAGAGGGUAUAUGGUUUGAUUAUAUCCUUUCCAACUUUAACAAGUUCCACAA